AUGAUAGAAGACGGUGCGCGAAGGACUUACAAACGAGAUCCCGCUCACAGGGUCUUCGUAAAUCGUAACCUUCGAAUGGAGAAGAUCCGAUUUUUCGGUUUUGAUAUGGACUAUACAUUGGCGGUGUACAGAUCACCGGAUCUGGAAAUUGUAACAUUUGAUAUGGUAGUGGAGCGUAUGAUAAGUCUAGGAUAUCCGGAAGAAUUGCGAUCAUUCAAAUACAAGGCUUUGUUUCCAGUACGAGGCCUUUGGUUCGAUCAUGUGUAUGGAAAUUUGUUGAAAGUAGAUGGUUUUGGGAACAUUCUUGUUGGUGUCCAUGGCUUUCGUUACAUGAAGCCUUCUGAAAUUGAAGAGCUAUAUCCGAAUAAAUUUCUGCAUCUCUCCGAAAAUCGAGUCUAUGUACUGAACACUUUAUUCAACCUUCCCGAAACUUAUCUGGUUGCAUGCAUCAUCGAUUUUUUCAACAACAGUCCCAAUUAUGUACCGACUGAAGAUCGUACCGGGAUAAAAAGUGGUGAUAUUUAUAUGUCAUAUCGUUCUAUAUUUCAAGAUAUACGUAAUUCGGUCGACUGGGUGCAUUUCGAGAGCAAUAUGAAACAGAUUAUAUUGGAUAAUAAGGAAAAAUAUAUUAUCAAAGAUGAACGUUUGAAACAGUUGCUAUUGCAAAUUCGUGAAAGUGGGAAACAGUCUUUUCUUCUUACAAACAGUGACUAUUCAUAUACAAAUGUAAGCUAUUCUGAAAGUUACCGCUCAGUUAGUUUCUUUCAUCUUCAUCUCUAUGCACAUUUUUAG
Messenger RNA from Acanthocheilonema viteae, 792 nucleotides. The record is from the annotation of a GenBank genome assembly. Lineage: Eukaryota; Metazoa; Nematoda; Chromadorea; Rhabditida; Onchocercidae.